AUGGCUCGGCUAACGCGCCACUGGCCACUCGCGCAUCCCCUGAUCGCUUUGACCACGGCUGGGCCACAAGGACCUGCCCAAUCCGGCGUUGUAUCGCCUUUCGGCCUGGUUUCCAAGGGCCGGCCACCGCCGCCCGCGCACCGCGAGUCCUCCGUGUAUCAAUCACAAUGCACACCUACCAUCCUCGCCGACGACGGCGUCCCAGCGACGCUCGACGUAUGCACCACGCAUAUACCCACCUAUGUACAGACCAUCCAGCAUUCGCAGCCAACCGCGAACAACCACGACCUGCUCCGCGCGAGCUCUGACUCGUUAUCCCGCCAUCAGGAAGACUGGCGGCAGACAAUGGAAGCGGCCGAGCUGAACUCUGAGACUGCGAUCACUGCCGACGCAUACGCCUAUUAUCGCGGCGCGUAUUUCAACACCCCGUCGGGCCCGACUUUGCUCGGUUUCGACCGGUCUCACACGAUGUCACGUCGUGAAUCACGGGAGGACGGGACGGAUGGUAUACCGGGGGCGGAUGGGGCAUCGUUCCAUUCGCAAAAUCAGUCUGCUGCAGCAGGCUCAUGAGGCCAUCUCGGCGAAGUAAAUCCUUACUUCCAGAUGAGCGCCAGCAGCUCGUGGGCACCCUUCAUCCUGGCGGUGGUGUAGGCUUGGUGGGCCAAUUUGUUGACCACUUUGCUGUCCGUGCUCCCGUCCUCGCGCGUCUGACUUCUCACAUCCGUGCCGAUGAACUUGUUGCUCUUGCGAAACAGGUCUCGGAUGCUCGUAGCUCGCUUGCGCUUCUCCUCAACCUUCUGGGGCCGGGCCGAGGGCUGCCGAUCUGUACCUACGGGCGUGCCGGUAUCUGGAGCGAUGCAUUUUGGGCGCGUAUGGCCAUCUCCGGGACACUAGCCGGCGUCGGAACCAGUCCACAGGACAAGUCGGGCAAAGCAGAGAGAGGCCGGAGGCGUUCACAGGCGAGAAUCAUCUAUCCAUUGUCGUGUACAAGAUCAUCGACAGGCGGUCGUACGUUGUAGAG
Molecule: messenger RNA, 1021 nt
Organism: Rhodofomes roseus
Lineage: Eukaryota; Fungi; Basidiomycota; Agaricomycetes; Polyporales; Fomitopsidaceae
Exons: 5
Coding region: 1-570 (189 amino acids)
Source: RefSeq, a predicted model, not a curated record